Cylindrotheca closterium is the source of this 3672-nucleotide messenger RNA. The record is from the annotation of a GenBank genome assembly. Lineage: Eukaryota; Bacillariophyta; Bacillariophyceae; Bacillariales; Bacillariaceae.
AUGGCCAUGAAGAGUCCAAAGAAAAAGACAAAAAUUAAAGAAACUUGUCCCUCAUUCCGUCGUGGACAUCUAGCAAGUGACGAAGAUGUCAAGCGGUUGAGAACCUUGACUGAACCUCAUGUGGAAUCGUUCAACUACUUCUUGGACGAAGGUCUCAUACGAGGCGUCCGGGAUAUCGAACCAGCGGAAUUGGAUAUUUUGGACAUGAAAAAAUUGAGAGAAGGGGCAAAAAUUGACUUGAAUGAAGUGUCGACUGUCAAGUUUUGGCUCGAGGAUGUCAAAAUUAUUAAGCCUACGAAGGCAGCGGGUGGUCGAUCGAACAUGAAGUUGAUUCCAAGAGAGUGUAGAGAACGGAAAAUUGUAUAUGCCGGUCAAAUUAUUGGAAAGUUCUGCCACCGAAUUAUUCAAAGACGUAAUGGUGUCGAAAUUCCCGGUCCAGUCACCAAAGUGGCCAAGACAUUCGGAAAUAUGCCGAUAAUGGUUCUGAGUAACGCUUGUCAUUUGAACGGCUUGAUGUCAAAGGAGCUUGUCAAACUUCGGGAGGAGGACAACGAGUUCGGUGGAUACUUCUUGAUGAACGGUAUUGAGAGGUGCGUCCGCAUGCUUCAAAUCCCUCGAAGGAAUCACCCAACUGCAAUCCAAAGAUCCAACUACAAAAACCGUGGCGCGACCUACACUGAUUUAGGUGUAGCUAUCCGUUGCGCUCGCCACAACGGUGAUCAGUCGAGCAUCACAAACACAGUCCAUUACUUGACAACGGGUGGUGCUACAUUGAAAUUUGUUGCAAGAAAACAAGAGUUUCUCAUCCCUAUAUUGAUUAUCCUACGGGCAUUGAGUGGACCGCAAUCUACGUCAUCUCCAGCUGAUGCUGCGGGAGGAUCUACAGUCGGAAUUACCGAUGAAGAAUUGUACCAACGGAUUGUUCAAGGCGACGAAAGUAACACUUUCUUGCGAGCGCGAGCAGAGCUUUUGUUGCAAGAUGCCAAAGCACGAUUUCCCAAUCUGAACACUCCGGAUCAGUGCUUGGCAUACAUUGGAUCUCGAUUCCGAAGACUGAGCCAACGUGCCGAUACAACGAAUGAUAUUGAAAUCGGGCACUAUAUGAUUCGCCGAUACGUUUUGAUUCACCUUCCCAGCUAUAAAGACAAGUUGGAAUGCGUUCUGCUCCUUCUCCGCAAACUUUACUCCUUCGCUGCAGGAGACUGUGGUGUUGACAAUGCGGAUUCCCUACAAAACCAAGAACUUCUUACUCCUGGACACUUGAUGUGCACUUUUGUCAAGGAGAAGUUUGAUGAAAUGCUUCAGGCGAUUCGACUUGGAAUGACUAUUGAGAUGAGAAAAGAUUUUUCGCGCUUUGCUGGAAAGAUCCAAGAUGGUGCCUUCUGGAUCAAACUCUUUGACAGAUAUUCUGGUAUUUCUUCGGGAGGCAUUGGAAAGAAAGUUGGGCAUUUCCUUUCUACUGGAAACAUCAUUUCGUCCAGUGGACUUGAUCUCAUGCAAGUUUCCGGUUAUACUAUCGUUGCUGAGCGGUUAAACUUUCUGAGAUAUUGCUCUCAUUUCAGGUCAGUCCAUCGUGGCCAGUUUUUCAUGGAAAUGAAGACUACAGCCGUCCGAAAACUUCUCCCGGACCAAUGGGGCUUCUUAUGUCCAGUUCACACACCAGAUGGAGGACCAUGUGGUCUUCUGAGUCACUUAUCUUUAAAAUGUUCCGCAAUGGCAAGUCCAGCGGCGGCAAAUGCAAAAGGAAUGGUUAACCUUGACGAUCUUCUUGCGGGGAUGGGAGUCAGCCCUAUUGGCGCUGGAGGACACAAAGGCGAAGGACGAGCCGCAUCAAUCCAUACGAAUUUCCCUGUUUGCUUGGAUGGACGACUGAUUGGUACUGCCAGUCCAAGUGCCUGUAAAGCCAUUGCUGCUCAACUUAGAUCACUGAAGGUUGCUGAACCUCCUCAAGUUCCAAAAACACUAGAGGUUGCACUAAUUCCUCUUGGUGAUAAAGGAUCACCAUACCCUGGACUCUAUUUAUUCACUGGAGCAGCCAGACUUGUCCGGCCCGUUUUGCAGCGAGCAAGUGGAAGAACUGAAAUGAUUGGUCCAAUGGAGCAAGCAUUCAUGGACAUUGCCUGUCUCGAUCAGGACGUUCGAGAGGGCAUUACCACCCAUAUGGAAUUAGAUCCAACCAAUAUGCUCAGCUUGAUCGCCAAUUUAACUCCCUUUUCAGAUCAAAAUCAGUCUCCAAGAAACAUGUAUCAGUGUCAGAUGGGAAAACAAACGAUGGGAACGCCUGGACACUCAUUGCCAUUCCGGACUGAUAACAAGCUAUAUAAGCUGCAAAAUCCACAAGCUCCGAUUGUUCAAACUGCAACACAUGGAGAAUACAAGAUGGAUGAGUAUCCAAAUGGUGCCAAUGCUGUUGUCGCCGUUUUGAGUUACACUGGAUAUGACAUGGAGGAUAGUGUUAUCCUGAACAAAAUGUCUGUUGAGAGAGGAUUCGGCCACGCCAGUGUUUACAAAACAAUCGAAGUUGACUUGCAGGAAGAGGCAAAGAUGGCUUCGGAAUCUGCGACGAAUCCAGAAAUGAAAUUCUCCAACAAAGUUAAUAAAGACGGACAAUUCGUUCAUCAAAAUCUUGAAGCAGAUGGCCUUCCAGAAGUAGGUUCUGUUUUGGAGAAAGGAGACCCGUUGUACUGCGUCCUUGAUGAUGUUGCAGGGCGUGACAAGUCUGGAAAGCACAAAGAUAAUGAAAGGGCAUACGUUCAAUCUGUUCGAAUGGUUGGCAGUGAUUCUGGAAAAUCAGCUGAAAAUAAGGCCUCCAUCACUCUUCGGUACAACCGAAACCCUGUCAUUGGAGAUAAAUUUUCAAGUCGUCACGGCCAGAAAGGAGUUUUGAGUAUUUUAUGGCCUCACCAGGAUAUGCCGUUUAGUGAAAGUGGCAUUACACCUGAUGUCAUUAUCAACCCUCACGCAUUUCCCAGUCGAAUGACAAUUGGUAUGCUUGUGGAGAGUAUGGCAGGGAAGUCAGGGGCUCUUCAUGGUAUCUACCAAGAUGCGACUCCGUUCCAGUUCCAUGAGUCUGGAGAUAAAAUAUCUGUGGAUUACUUUGGAGAGCAGCUUCAGGCAGCGGGUUACAAUUACUAUGGAAGUGAACCACUGUACAGUGGAGUUUCUGGAUGCUUGAUGCAAGCGGACUUGUACAUUGGAGUUGUGUACUACCAACGUCUUCGACACAUGGUUUCUGAUAAAUACCAAGUGCGAGCUACUGGGCCUGUGAACCCUCUAACUCGCCAGCCGAUCAAGGGAAGGAAAAAGGGAGGAGGUAUUCGUCUGGGUGAAAUGGAAAGGGACAGUCUUCUGAGUCACGGGGCAGCAUUCCUCCUCCAUGACAGAUUACUGAACUGCAGUGACAAACAUACUGGAUUUGCCUGUACACGAUGUGGAGAUCUCCUAAACCCUUCAACCGAGCGAAGUACCAUCUUGUCGGCAGGACAAAGCUCGGCGGAAGCCAGCCAGAAGGCAAAGCUUCGGCUCAUCUGCCGCAACCCGAAAUGCCUCGAGCAGGUCAGAGAAGAGGGUAGUGAUGAAUGUGUGGAACCAAUCAUCUUGCCAUAUGUCUAUCGCUACCUGGCGAAUGAGCUCGCUGCGAUGAAUAUGAAGUUGAAGCUUGAAAUAAAAUAG